AUGGAGGGUGAAAGUGGCAAUUUGGCUACAUUCUUUGAUAUUCAGAACAGAAAGCAAUUUUUUGACACUAUAUUUUCAAGCUCUGCUAACACUACAUGUGAUGGUGACUUAAAACAACUCUUCAACACCUUAGAGAAACUACUAAUGUCUGAUUUACGGUCCAUGUGGGAUGUUGUUAAACUGACACACUAUAUAGAUGUGAAAAGAAUCCCCAGAGGCCUCAGAAUCAAAAAAUAUCCUAAUUAUGAUCUGGAAGACAGUGAUUUACAGGAUGAAUGGAACACAGCUCUAAAUGAGUGUUCUCUAAAGUUGUUAGGAGUAUUGGUAAAAAGCAAAGAAAAGAAAAGGAAUAAUCUGAAAGAUAAAAUUCUGACCACCAAAGCAGACCUAAAAACACGUAAAACUGAGAAACAAUAUGCAGAAUUAAAAUCACAAAUGAAAGAAAAAAUAAAGAAAGCAGAUGCAGAAAUUGCUGAAAAGAAAAAGAACAAAUUUCUACGUGACCGCGAAGACUAUGACAAUAACAGAGUAUACGACUGGUCGAGGUUCCGCAGACGUCAUAGGAGACCUACAAAGAAACGGUCGAAUGACGGGGAAGAUAACAGACCCCUCAAACCUAUUUUGAAAAAAGAUAAAGAACGCAGGGUGGUCUUCUCAUCCACCGAACCGGAAUCCACUGACCGUGACUCUGAUUCCACAGGAUCUAGCGAUGAUACAUCUGUUCCAGUGUCUCCCCACCCCUCUUCUCUUUCCUUUUCUUCACAGGUUACAUCAAAGAAAGAUAAAGCCAAUAGUGACAAGGCAGUUCGUCCUAAAACUCGCAAUCAGUCAAGCAUCCCUUUAGGAGACGGACAAGAAGAUCAAGGAAGAAAAAGAGAAACAAACAUGGGAAAACAACAGAAGUCGCAGAAGAAGAAAUAA
Messenger RNA from Bombina bombina (fire-bellied toad), 921 nucleotides. Its product is annotated as protein FAM133-like. The record is from RefSeq and is a predicted model, not a curated record. The transcript has a single exon. Lineage: Eukaryota; Metazoa; Chordata; Amphibia; Anura; Bombinatoridae. The coding region runs from base 1 to 921 and encodes 306 amino acids.